AACUUCAGAUAUGAAAUAGGCAUCCUAUACUGUGUUUCAUUAGGACAAUAAAUUCUAUUCAUGGGCAUUGUUCAUGCCAUACACAAGCCUCCUAGUUUAAAGCACCCUUUCUGCUUAACUUUGCAAACUGUGUAGCAUCCCAUGAGUAGGUUACUGAGCUCUUAACCAUGUUAAGAUAGAAAUACAUAGCAAAGCACCUACUAAAAGUGGAAGGCGAGGCAAUUUAGGAGUUUGAAUUGUUUAAAGACUGAAGCCUUUUAGUUUUAAGGGACUUUUUUUUAUUCUUCAAAAUGCAACAGGGAACUGAAAAAAUGAAACUAGGACAUUUCACUAGCAAUUUGAAUUAUUCACUCAGGGUUUCCUCUACAUCUCCAUGUGGGAACAGACACUUCUACCUUAAAGGCCCUUUGGGAAGAAUGUAGAAGACCACUGCGAGACUUAGCUUUAGAGUUAAGGGGAAGGACGGUGUGGCUGCCUUCUGAACUGGAAGAAGCAAAGGCUGUACCUGCCCUGGACUGAAGUUUAAGACUCCACACACUUCUUUCUUUCGCAGUGUAUGCACACAGUUGCUGUGACCCUCCAGGAAUUCGGGAAUCUGAAGUGUCAGGUAGGUAAGAGAGCCAGGAGGAGGAACACAGAGUAACUUGAGGUUGUGCAGCCACUGUUGUAUUGAUCCGAUGACUCGUAUCUGUCGGAACCGACAUCGGGCCCGGAGAGGCCAUUCCCCAGGUCCCGGCCCCGGGUGCAGUCGGGGACCCUGCGGCUCUCGGUGCGUCGGUGCCGUCGGCGUCCUCUAGGCGGACGCCUGCGCCCCGUGCCCAGUCAGCAGGGAAGUGACACCAGACGGAACGCGACGUGAGUCCGCGGGUACCAGGGCUUCCCUCUGCCUUCCUUCGAUCAUGGUUGUGACGUCACGCCCGGGCCCUACCGUUGCCAAGGGACGUCUGCGUUCCGGUUCCGGUCGGUUACCCCGGAGCUUGGGUACACAGAAGCAGUCCGCCAGAGGCCAAAGGGUUGCGCGGAGUGUGAACCCCACGCGCGGCGCCAUGAGCCAGCGCCAGGUGCUGCAAGUGUUCGAGAUGUACCAGAAUGCCCGGACCCGGUUCGUACAGAUGGUGGCAGAGCAGGCGACCAGACCUCAGAACAUCGAGACACUGCAGAAUGCGGGUAUAAUGUCCUUGCUGAGGCCUCUUCUUCUGGACGUGGUUCCAACGAUUCAGCAGACUGCCGCCCUGGCCCUGGGGAGGCUGGCCAACUAUAACGAUGAUUUAGCCGAAGCUGUCGUCAAGGGCGACAUUCUUCCACAGCUUGUCUACUCAUUGGCAGAGCAGAAUUGUGUCUACAAGAAAGCAGCUGCCUUCGUGCUGCGAGCAGUUGGUAAGCACUCUCCGCAGCUGGCGCAGGCCACGGUUGACUGUGGCGCCCUGGACUCGCUGGUGAUGUGCCUGGAAGAUUUUGACCCUGGAGUUAAGGAGGCUGCAGCCUGGGCACUUGCAUAUAUUGCAAGGCAUAAUGCAGAACUGUCACAAGCUGUGGUGGAUGCGGGAGCCGUUCCUCUUUUAGUGCUCUGUAUCCAGGAGCCAGAAAUUGCUUUGAAAAGGAUUGCUGCCUCGGCCCUCAGCGAUAUUUCAAAGCAUUCUCCAGAGUUAGCACAGACGGUGGUGGACGUAGGAGCUAUUGCUCACUUAGCCCAGAUGAUCCUCAACCCUGAUGAAAAAUUGAAGCACCAGGUCCUUUCAGCUCUCAGCCACAUUGCAAAGCACUCUGUGGACCUAGCAGAGAUGGUUGUUGAAGCCGAGAUUUUCCCGGUUGUUCUCACCUGUCUGAAGGACAAAGAUGAAUACGUGAAGAAAAAUGCUUGUACUUUAAUUAGAGAGAUCGCUAAGCACACACCCGAGCUUUCCCAGCUGAUCGUUAAUGCAGGAGGUGUGGCUGCAGUGAUCGACUGCCUGGAGUCCUGCAGAGGGAACAUCCGGCUGCCCGGCAUCAUGAUGCUCGGGUACGUGGCCGCUCACUCCGAGAACCUGGCCAUGGCAGUGAUCAUCUCCAAGGGUGUGCCCCAGCUGUCAGCCUGCCUGUCAGAGGAACCUGAAGAUCACAUUAAAGCCGCGGCUGCCUGGGCUCUAGGGCAGGUUGGGAGACACACUCCGGAGCACGCGCGGGCCGUUGCUAUCACCAACGUGUUGCCAGUGCUGCUGGCUUUGUACAUGUCCGCAGAGAGCUCUGAGGACCUGCAGGUCAAAAGUAAAAGGGCCAUAAAGAAUAUCAUCCAGAAAUGCACCUACCUCCCAGCCCUCGAGCCGUUUCUCUACGAUGCACCUCCCAAUAUCCUGAAGUAUGUGGCCGGACAGUUCAGCAAGGUGUUGCCUCAUGACAGCAAAGCUCGCCGGCUUUUUGUAACGAGCGGUGGACUUAAGAAGAUCCAAGAGAUAAAGGCGGAACCUGGUUCCCUCCUCCAAGAAUACAUCAACAAUAUUAACAACUGCUACCCAGAGGAGAUAGUAAGGUACUAUUCUCCUGGAUACUCAGAUACACUUCUGCAGAGGGUGGACAGCUAUCAGCCGCUCACGAACUGAACAAAGUAUAUCUGUAAACUCAGAUUCACAGGAGAGUCUGCACACCUGUUAAAGAUCUUUCUGAAAUGUUUGAACUAGUGAAUCUUAGUUUUGUUCAAUGUGAAAUACCUUUAAUAUUUCCUAUAUUUUGUAAUACUUUAUAAAUUAUUAGCUGCAAUGUGUGGAAGACUAAUUAUAAUCAUUUGCACGGGUAGAGAUAUGCAUAAAAGGUAAUGAAGGUUUUAAGGUAUUUACUUUUCUACAAAACACACAAACACAGUACAACACACAUCCUUACUACUAGAUAGAAAUGAGAUGUGUUGUUUGAAAACCCUUAGUUAUUUCCCCAUGGGGGUGGCUAAGGAAGACGACCUUGACAGUUACACAGAAAAUAAGGAGGGGAGUAUGGGAAGACGGAAGUCGUGACAGAAAUGCAGGGCUCGUGCGCUGCAUGGUUGCUUACGUGCUCUGAAUUAAUGCAGCAGCUCUGCAGCUAGCCACCUGCCCGGUUUCCUAAGCAUUCAGGAAAACUUAUUAUUAUUGUGAAACACUUUUCUCCUCACCCUAGGCGAAGUGUUCCUUCCCUUUCGUGCACUCUGUCGGCAAGCUCUCCGUUGUCUCUGAGACGUCUCGUCGUGAUUCCCGUACAAGGGAAAUGGGUCUUCAGGAUUCCCUUGUCCCAGGUUCCCUUCCCCACGUAUUUUCAGAAUUCACAGAAAUCACCUCAAAUUCAUGGAUUUAAGGUCUAAUUUGAGUAGAACAGCAGCAGGCUCAGGCUUAAUGCAUUUCAUUUAAGAAGCUGUAAUGGGGCCCCAGCAGAUUAAAAAAAAAAAAAAACAUUAAAAAUAGCAUUGCUUUUUUUUUUUUUUUUUAAAUUUUCCUACUUGGCCUUAGGAACUUGUGCUUGGAUUUAGGAGUCUUGGUUGUUACGCCUAUGUUUUUGGGCCUAAUAGGACAUUUCUCUUUUUAAUUAAUCUUAUUAUAUGUGUGAGUGUUUGUGUAUGUCCGUGGAUCCUGUGCAUACCUGGAGCUGAUGGAGCCCAGAAGAGCACUUUCUCGGAGGCCCGAAGAACAGAGAGGGACAGGAUAUUCAGAGAAUCCCGAAGCUACAGUGGGUCCAGUCCUAAACACCUGGAUCCAUCAUUCCUUCUCGAACUCCUGUGUUGUUUAGUCUCCUCAGGAUGAAGGUACCCAUUUACAUGGGAUAUUUUCCUGGGUUUACCUCCAUAUUCCUUAUUUUCUACCACCAAACAGAUUUGAAAACCUCUUCAUAACCAGCAACCACUUUCCCGUCUUGUUUUCACUGCUGUCAGGCUGGAACACCUAGUGGAACACCUAGUGGAACACCUAGUGGAACACCUAGUGGAACACCUAGUGGAACACCUAGUGGCUUCCUGUUUGUGGUUGUAUGCUGGGACUGAGCUUGUAGUCCUGUACGGACAACGACACCCCCACUCCUGAGUUCAUUUCCUAAUAUUUUCAUAGCCCAUUUUAUUCUUUGCAGCAAUUUCCUAGACUCAUUGCAUAGUAAAACAUCAUUUUUAUUCCCAAUCUUUUAGCUUCCCUUUCUUUUUCUUGUCUCUCCACCAGUUUUUCCUAUAAAAACCAUUUAACGAUUGGAGGACAUUAAAGCUUUCAUCUUCCU
Alexandromys fortis (reed vole) is the source of this 4200-nucleotide messenger RNA. It is a transcript of the gene Spag6, whose product is annotated as sperm associated antigen 6. NCBI's taxonomy places the organism in Eukaryota, Metazoa, Chordata, Mammalia, Rodentia, Cricetidae. The transcript is spliced from 12 exons. Gene Ontology annotation, cellular component: acrosomal vesicle; sperm principal piece; microtubule cytoskeleton. The record is from RefSeq and is a predicted model, not a curated record. Gene Ontology annotation, molecular function: microtubule binding. Gene Ontology annotation, biological process: epithelial cilium movement involved in extracellular fluid movement; sperm axoneme assembly; neuron projection extension. Bases 900 to 2576 code for a protein of 558 amino acids.